This is a messenger RNA of Mustela erminea (ermine), 6756 nucleotides long. It is a transcript of the gene PDZRN4, whose product is annotated as PDZ domain containing ring finger 4. Gene Ontology annotation, molecular function: protein binding; ubiquitin-protein transferase activity. The record is from RefSeq and is a predicted model, not a curated record. The transcript is spliced from 8 exons. Gene Ontology annotation, biological process: protein ubiquitination. NCBI's taxonomy places the organism in Eukaryota, Metazoa, Chordata, Mammalia, Carnivora, Mustelidae. Bases 2105 to 4486 code for a protein of 793 amino acids.
AUUAUGAUUCUUAACAUGAAGAUUUUGAAAAGUUUUGAACAAUGCUGUAUGUCAUAUGCCGUUAUAUAUGCAUAAUAGCACAGACUUUUCUAUGGCCCAUUCACUCACCAACCUCAUGGCUGUUCUCAAGGUCCUUGGUGUGCAUGUGCCUGACCUUGUCUUUAACUGCCUCCCUCUACUCCAGGUACUCCCUGCUCCCUUUACCUCCUGUUUCUUCUCUGUAGCUUAGCACCUCCUAAUACUCUGCAUGGUGUUCCUAGCUAUUUAUUCCUUGUUAACUCCCUACUGGAUCAGAAGUUCCUUGAGUACAUGUUUUUUGUUUGUUUCUUUUUGUUUUUCAUCCACUGCUAAGAACUCCAGAGCCUGGAAUGGGGACUGAUACCUAUUAGCUGUUCGAUAAAAUUUGUUGAAGUAACAGUGACUUAUGGGGACACAUGACUUUCAUUAUAUUCCAAAAAGGGAAUUUUGUUCAGUCAAGGGGUAGUCAGAAGUAAUUCUGUUUCAGUUCAAGGUUUAUUCUGUGUAUCUCCGAUCAAACUCGGAUCCCAAGUGAUUUUGAAUAACUCCAUUGCCUCCUCUGGCUUCUUCUUGUUUUGUCAGGGCCAGUAAGUAAUUUGCAAGUGACCUAUCCAGCUGCAAACUGAGAUAUCAAAGUCAUCAGGAGCUAUAGUGUGUGUGUGUGUAUAUAUUGUAUAUACAUAUAUGGGGCAGAAGUUGAGAUAGGAAGGAAAAGCAAAAGUCAUGCCUUAAACAAAUAUUGUCUUAAACAAACAAAAAUGUACACACACUUGCAUAACACAUACAACAUAUAUCAUGUAUACACCACAAAAGUUGAUUCUAUGUAUUAUACACUAAAAAUAAAGUAGCUUUCAGAGAAGAUAUUUACUAGUACUAUUUUAAUGACAGAUUAAAUUAUAAGAGUAAAGGUCUUUGAUAUUACACAUGGAGCAAAUAAAAAAAAAAAGUCAUCUAGAUUGAACUACUUUGGAGCCAAAAGACUGAGCUCUAUAUUUACUUAUUAACAAAAGUUAUGAACAACCCUCUUCAGAAACUACCAGAGACCAAUGAAGAUGUUUUCAAGUGUUUUUCUAAUCAGAUGAACAGGGGUAGCCAUUCAUCAGUGUAUCACCAUUAUGUCAUCAUAAUUAACUUAAAGCACAGAAGGAGAAUGCACAAGGGUUUCUUUAGGCUGAAGGUUAAUUUUAAUUAAGGAUUGGGGCAUAAGUCAGACUUUCUGACUACAGAGUAAUUUUUGUACUGCUCUGAGAAUUUGCGAUUAUUCAAUAAAGUUCAUAACAGCAUUAGUGUUAUAUGAAUACUCUGUUUAAACUUGGAUAUAAUAGGUCGGGAAAAAAAAAAAAAACCUCAAAACAAAACUGUGACUCUAGUCUUGUAUUUUGAAAGCCCCUUUGCCAGAAAGAGAGAAUGUGCAGUGGGUUAGAGUGUUAAUUGGGGGGAAAAUCCCAGGAGCAUUUUAUCGUCUUCCUAAAUAAAAAAAAGCUACUUUUGUUCAAGGUCUAUACACACAGGGGGCUAUGACGCUCUGAUUUUUUGUGAAUCAGACAACUGUAAUUUCAUUGACAAGUAUAAGCAUGAGUUUUCUCAAAGACAAAACAAAGUUGUCUGAGCUUCUCUUGAAUAGUUUCAGGAACCAAUGUCCCUUAACACUUCAUUGAAUUAUUUCUAUGAAAGCCAGUAUAUCAAAUGAAAUGUGAUUUUUCUUAAUAUCUUUGUGUUUACAUGUAGAGCAAAUGAAUUAUUUCCAUGGAGAUAAUUUCACAGGGUUUAAAAAUUAGACAGAAGGAGCAUUAUGCUGGAGUAUCAGCCUGAUAGGGCCUAAUACUCCAAACCUUAAAGAAAACUGAAUAAUUCAGCACGAUUCUUCUCUUUCUUUACAAGUUUCUCCUCUGAGUUAGAAGUAAAUGUGUUACCUCAGCCAAAUCCCACACCAUGCAGUACUUUCUGAUGCCCCCACAUGAUCUCCUCUGUUUGCCAUGAUAAACUGAGUCGGAUAACCUGCGUUUUUGUGCCCAUUCAGUUCCGUGAGGAGGGAACCUGGAGAUUCCCGCUAUAGCAGACACCCAGAAAUUUGUCCAACGAAAGAAUGAAAAGCUCACAAUCACAAACGAAACAGGGACUACCAAGUAGGAUUUUUCAAAAGUUACAUAACCAGAAAUGUCAGAUUCAAGAUCAGGACCAGAAUUCCUGGUGCUCUGUGGUCAAUGGGAAGGAUCUCUCAAAAGCCACCCAUGAAGAGGCAGUGGAAGCUUUUCGAAAUGCCAAGGAGCCCAUUGUGGUCCAGGUGCUAAGACGAACACCUCUCAGUAAACCAGCCUAUGGAACGGCCCCAGCAGUGCAGCUCAUGGACGCUAGCACUCAGACAGACAUCACCUUCGAGCACAUCAUGGCUCUGGCAAAACUUCGGCCGCCUACCCCUCCAGUGCCAGACAUCUGUCCUUUCCUGCUCUCAGACAGCUGCCAUUCUCUUCAUCCAAUGGAGCAUGAGUUUUAUGAGGACAAUGAGUAUCUUUCCAGCUUGCCUGCUGAUGCAGACAGAGCAGAGGACUUUGAAUAUGAGGAGGUCGAGCUGUGUCGUGUUAGCAGUCAAGAGAAGCUGGGCCUGACAGUCUGUUACCGAACAGAUGAUGAAGAAGACACGGGCAUUUAUGUCAGCGAGGUAGAUCCGAAUAGCAUUGCUGCCAAAGACGGCCGAAUUCGAGAAGGGGAUCGAAUUUUGCAAAUAAAUGGGGAAGAUGUCCAGAAUCGAGAAGAGGCAGUGGCAUUGCUGUCUAGCGAUGAGUGCAAGAGAAUCGUGCUGCUCGUCGCAAGGCCAGAGAUUCAGUUGGAUGAAGGCUGGUUGGAAGAUGAAAGGAAUGAAUUCUUAGAGGAGUUAAACUUAGAGAUGCUGGAAGAACAGCAUAAUGAAGCGAUGCAGGGCACGGCCAACGAGGUGGAGCAGCCAAAAAAACAAGAAGAAGAAGAAGGCACAACAGACACGGCAACAUCGUCCUCCAACAACCAUGAGAAGGACAGCGGGGUAGGGCGCACGGAUGAAAGCUUGCGGAAUGAUGAGAGCUCAGAGCAGGAGAACGCAGCCGAGGAGCCCAACAGCACAUCUUUGAAGAGCACAAGAGAGCUGGGGCAGAGCCAAGACACUCUGGGAAGCGUUGAGCUUCAGUGCAACGAGAGCUUCAUGUCUGGCGAGUACAUUGACUCCGACUGCCUUGGCAACCCGGACGAGGAGUGUGAAAGAUUCCGACAGCUCUUGGAGCUCAAAUGCAAGAUUCGAAACCAUGGAGAGUAUGACCUGUAUUACUCGAGCAGCACAAUAGAAUGCCAUCAAGGGGAACAAGAGGGAGUGGAGCACGAGCUACAGUUGCUUAACGAAGAACUAAGAAACAUUGAACUGGAGUGCCAGAAUAUCAUGCAGGCUCACAGGCUCCAGAAGGCGACAGACCCGUACGGAGACAUCUGGGCUUUGCACGAUGGAGGAUUCCGGAAUUAUAACACCAGCAUGGAUAUGCCACGGGGGAAACUAGACGACAUCAUCGAACACCCGGAGAAGUCGGACAAGGACAGUUCUAGCGCUUACAACACAGCCGAAAGCUGCAGAAGCACCCCGCUCACUGUGGACCGUUCCCCUGACAGCUCCCUUCCCAGAAUGAUCAACCUCACCAAUAAGAAAAACCUGAGAAGCACAAUGGCUGCCAGUCCGUCGUCUUCCGGACAGAGCAGUAAAGAGUCGACCUCCACCAAAGCCAAAACCAUCGAACCAGGCUGCAGCGCGGAGGGCAAGGAGAAGAUUUCCGAAGGCAGCAAGGUCUCCGAGCAGGAGAAACCCAGCAGCGAGCACAUCCCUUACCUCUCUCCUUACCACAGCUCCUCCUACAGAUACGCAAACAUCCCAGCACAUGCCCGCCAUUAUCAAAGCUACAUGCAGUUAAUUCAGCAGAAGUCCGCGGUCGAGUAUGCUCAGAGCCAGCUGAGUUUAGUGAGCGUGUGCAAGGAGGCCCAGAAGUGUUCGGAGCCCAAGAUGGAAUGGAAGGUGAAGAUCAGGAGCGACGGGACGCGGUACAUCACCAAGAGGCCGGUGCGAGACCGGAUUCUGAGGGAACGUGCCUUAAAGAUCAAGGAGGAGCGCAGCGGCAUGACGACGGAUGAUGACACCAUGAGCGAGAUGAAAAUGGGCCGCUACUGGAGCAAAGAGGAGAGAAAGCAGCACCUGGUUCGCGCCAAAGAGCAGCGUCGGCGCCGGGAGUUCAUGAUGCGGAGCCGCUUGGAGUGUCUUAAGGAGAGCCCCCAGAGCGGCAGCGAGGGCAAGAAGGAGAUCAACAUCCUUGAACUGAGUCACAAGAAGAUGAUGAAAAAGAGAAACAAGAAAAUUUUGGACAACUGGAUGACAAUCCAAGAACUGAUGACCCACGGGGCCAAGUCUCCGGAUGGCACCCGGGUGCACAAUGCCUUUUUGUCAGUCACCACUGUAUGACCGGAUGAAUGGGAUGCAGCUGAUUUUAGGAGGGUGCUACCAGUUUGGGUAGAGUAUGAUUGCCUCGUUCAAUGUGGCAUUUUUAUAUAUAUUUUGUGACUCUUGAUAGUUUAAAUUUUUUGUAAGCAAAAAUACCUGGGUAAUUUUUCAUUUGUUUUUCAUAUGCUGGUACCUUCUUUUUGGCUGAGAUCUUUCUUUAACUUGUGAUAUAUUCGUAUUACUCAUUUAUAUAUAUAAAAAAACUAACAAAAGGAAAGAAAACAAAAAAAAAAGCUUGAACAGAAAUACUGAGGAGCCAAUUAAUUUCCUAUUUUAAUGUAUCUAUUGUAAGUUAAGAUCUGGAUUUAUUUCUCUAGUUUACUUAUUUUCUACUUUAAAAACAACUCAAUGCCAAAACAUUUCUAUGCUUGCUUCUUGGCAUAAGACGUAUUAAAAUCAACCCUGUUAAUAAAUCAUGUGCCACAUCUUGUCUUAUACGUAAAAACCACCUCUUUUUAAUAGCCCAUUGUACAUUUCACACAUAAAUGGCCGUUGUCUUUGUCUCAGUGAAGUGUAGGUGGACAGUCUUCCUGUGGUAUGUAGUGACAUUGGUCAUGUAGCUAGAUAAUUGUGGUAAUUGUGACGAUAAAAAAUAAAUUAUUGAUUAUCCUUAAGAAAAGUUAUCAAGGAGUGUUUUAUUUUCAUUGUCCACUAUGGUUACCAGAUCUCAAAUUAGUUAUAUAUGUAUACUCCUUAGAAGACUCCUAAUUGUGGAUUAUAAAGUGUGUACAUUUUCUAUCACUUUUUUCCAAUAAAACUAUCUUGAAAUACUUACCGUAAGUCAUCGCAUUACAUAUUCUUACCAGGAUUCAACUAGAUAAUAUAUGUAAAACAUCCAACAGAUGUUAACUAAACACCCCCUGGCCUGCCACCCAUAAAAGGUAAAGCCAGGAAAAAUCUACGGAAGCACAUGGAGAGGGGUCAGUGAAGUGUUUGAAAUGUUUAUAAUGGCAUAAGUGUAUUAGUUGACUUGAGGUGCCAUAACAAAAUAUCCUAGACUGGGUAGCCUAAACAACAGGAACUUAUGUCUUACAGCUCUGGAGGCUGGGAAGUCCAAGAUCAAGGUGCUGGCAGAUUCAGCAACUUGGUGAGGGCUCUGUUCCUGUCUUGCAGAUAACCACCCUCUCCCUCUGUCUUCAGGUGGCAGAGACAUAGAAAGGAAGUUGUCCACUGUCUCUUCUUAUAAGGGCACUGAACCCCUCAAAAGAGCUCCACCCUCCUGACUCCUUCUAAAUCUAAAUAUUUCCCAAAGGCCCCAUCUCCAAAUACUAUUACACUGGAGGUUAGAACUUAUUCAAAAUAUGAGAUUUAGGGGGACACAAUUCACUCUAUAGCACCACAUGCAUUCUUUUAGUUCAUCAUUUGGGAAUAAAUUUGGGGGAAUCAUCUUUUUGAGAAUUUCCAGCAUAGUCAACUAUAAAUGCCUUAAAUGUCAGUUUAUGAAAAAGUGAGCUUACCAGGUUCUUAAAAUCUAACUUCGUCAUAAAAACCACACGUAUGUCGAUCAUGGUGCCUCCAGAGUAAAGGCCAAAUCAGCCAUGUACAUGCAAACAUGAGUUUGAUCACAUUUUCAUUCAACCUAAGAGAUGGUUGGAUACGCAACAUCUGAAUAUUUCUGAAGCUCCUUUCUUAUUUAAAAACCAACAGUGGCUUCUUAUUCCCUUUUGAAUCAGACUCUGAUGCCUUGGCCUUAUGUUCCAGGCCCUUCAUUCCCUUGCCCACUUUGCCUCCUGUCCUUCUUUUCAGGUCUUCUCUGAGUUUAUUCCUGGCUUCCUGUUUCCACUCUAGUUAUCUUAUACUAUUCUUCUGCUGGGGUUCCUGUGCCAAAUUUUACACUUCCCUCAGAGUGUAAUCACACAGACAUUUUCUCUUCGGAGCCUCUUUUGAUGACACCAGAUUUUCUCAGCAUUUUGGCAUGCACUAUGAUGCACCUGCGGUAUUGUUUUACCUUCGUUUUUUUAAAAUUCUGUUAUUUGAAUCACAUAAGUAGAAUGUAAUGUCUCCCUGCAUGGAUUUUAAGUUCAUGGAGUUUGGCCCUUGUGUCCCCACUCUGUCUUUGUAAACCUCUGUAAAAUGCCAUUUGAAUAAUAAUGAAUGCUGGUUGAAUUAAAUUAUUGUAUUCAUUUAUCUCUCUCCCCACAUAUUGGUCCUUUUGUUACUGUUUUCCUUACUCUUCUAGCUUUCCAAGUUCUUAUCUCCUUAAGGGUUGUUACAGAGAUGGAAAAAAAAAA